GGGCAGAAAACGUCAGCGGAACGCAGAAAUUCGUGAGAGUGAAAGAGAUAAAUAUAUCUCUCCAUGCCUUUCACUCUCACGAGUUUCUGCUUUCUGCCGACGCUUUCUGCCCACAUGGGACUGCAACCUUUAGGCGUGAAGUUAUUCUGCAUGCAAGAUAAAAAGGUCUAUAUAAGUCUAUAUAAAGAUGCAGCGAAGUACUGGAGCAAAAUCCCUCCUACUGUCAAUGGUAUGUUAGGAGGUUUUGGAUUUAUUUCCAAAACAGACCUCGAAGGCUCAAGCGUUUUUUUGAAAUCUCUUUUUAAAAUUGAAACGCCUCCUCAAAACAUAUAUGGUCUUGAUUGUGGAGCUGGAAUUGGUAGAGUAACAAAAAACUUACUUACGAGGUUUUUAAAAAGAGUAGACCUAGUUGAGCAGAAUUCAAAAUUCCUGGAAGCUGCAAAAAUAUACCUCGAGACAUCUUCUGAAAAAAUUGGAGAAUUUUAUCCAAUAGGGUUACAAGACUUUUGUCCUGUGUCAACAAAGUACGAUUUGAUAUGGACUCAAUGGGUUUUGGGUCAUCUUCGGAAUGAGGAUCUGAUCAGAUUUUUGAAGAAUUGUGUGCAUGGUUUGAAGGAAAACGGUGUAAUUGUCAUUAAAGAGAAUGUCACUAGUGUAGACAAAAUGGAUAUCGACACUGCUGAUUCUUCUGUGACGAGACCCUACGGAGAACUGCAUAAAAUAUUCAAACGUGCUGGUUUGAGUUGCAUUAAAGAACAGAAACAGAACGGGAUGCCUCGUGGUCUGUAUCCUGUUUACAUGUUUGCAUUGAGGCCUCAAAUCUCGGCAGCUAAUCUUCAUGAAAUUUAGAUAACAUUAUAAAUAUUUAUUAAUAUACAUUCCUUUACAUUUAAAAUUGGAAUCUUUAAAGAAUUUUUGUCGUAAAAUUUAAUAGUAAAUAAAAUAUAA
Molecule: messenger RNA, 948 nt
Organism: Belonocnema kinseyi
Lineage: Eukaryota; Metazoa; Arthropoda; Insecta; Hymenoptera; Cynipidae
Gene: Ntmt
Product: N-terminal Xaa-Pro-Lys N-methyltransferase 1
Exons: 5
Coding region: 64-849 (261 amino acids)
Biological process (GO): N-terminal protein amino acid methylation
Cellular component (GO): cytoplasm
Molecular function (GO): N-terminal protein N-methyltransferase activity
Source: RefSeq, a predicted model, not a curated record